UUGGGGGGCUCGGUCUGGCAGCCAUACUCCCAGAAACACUCAAGAAGGGAAAGGUUCAUUCCCCAAGCCGCUAGGACGUCCAUCACCGUAGUAGGACGGAGAACGUUUAUUUCUAUUCUCUGCAUAACACCAUCGAGUCCGCGAAAACCUCUUGGAACUAUAUGCGAAACAGCACAGGUAUUUGGUUCCUCGUAAUGCCUGCAGUGCUGGUUCUUCCACUGGCGACUACUUCAAUAAGUGUCCUUGUACGAUGGCUUCCUUCGAGAUAUCAUAUGGAAUAUUCCGCCUCCCUCAACAGAAACCUGGUCAGGGCUCUCGAAACUGUUGCUGUUCUUCUCAUAGUAAACCCCUUCGAUCUGCUACGUCUGGCCGUGGCUAGCGCAUUUCGAGCGCGAUGUUGUACUCCUAAAGGUUUUUACGCCCUGUUGGCCGUUGAUAUUUGCAUUGUCGCGGCCGUCCCAUCUUUUCAGGGCACCCUAAAUGGCGUUGUUCUGUUCAAAGUCGGUUCGCCGGUUCCUGAACUUGCUCGUUCUGCUGUAUCGCAAAUGGUUAAAAAGCCACAUCUCGGUGUAUUGUUCGCCUUCUUAGCAAUAUUAAAGCAGAUAAGAUUUGUGGUUAUGAGCGUCAAAAUAAACUCCCCUUGCCAAGCUGAUUUGCGAGACGGAGGCGGAACAUGGUUUGAGAAGCCCUAUUAUUUCUCGGCCGUAUUAUUCGUGGUUAUGUGGCUAGGCUGCUGUUGGCACAUCCCCGACCAUCUCCUCAGGAGGAGGAGGAGGAGGUGGAGGAGGAGCCGACUCGGAGGUCGAUGGUAUAGACUUUGAAUUGGGCUCUACAGUCUAAUGAACGGAAUGUUGAUGCUGGAGCUGAGUGGUCGUAAUUGUUUUAGUUUGUACCAACUAACAGGGAUCGACCACAAAUCCGAUGCUUUAUUUUGAACGAUUUUUUCGCAACAACGGGAGGAAUCUUUUGGUCU
Molecule: messenger RNA, 973 nt
Organism: Truncatella angustata
Lineage: Eukaryota; Fungi; Ascomycota; Sordariomycetes; Amphisphaeriales; Sporocadaceae
Exons: 1
Coding region: 162-821 (219 amino acids)
Source: RefSeq, a predicted model, not a curated record